This is a messenger RNA of Rotaria sp. Silwood1, 1041 nucleotides long. Lineage: Eukaryota; Metazoa; Rotifera; Eurotatoria; Philodinida; Philodinidae. The record is from the annotation of a GenBank genome assembly.
AUGAUAAAAAAUGAAAGUUUACCAAUCGGUUUUGAUGAAUUCGUAAAAUUAACAACUAUAUCUCAUUGGAUUUAUCGUAUAUGGACAAUACUAUUUAAUAUUCUUGGUAUUACUGGUAAUCUUUUUGCCUUAAUUAUUUUUAUUCGUUGGACAAAUCGAUUAUCUUUAUAUAUUUAUUUUAGUUUUUUAUGUAUAAUAAAUAUUUUAAUUUUAUUAAUUGAUAUGAAUUAUCAUUUUCUUCUACCAUUUUUAAUUAAUAAUAAAAUAUUAGUAGAAAAUUUUCUUCCAAAAGCAUGUAAAUGUAUAUUUUUUUUAACAUAUUUUUUUCGUUAUUUAUUUAUAUGGAUUAUUGUUAUGAUUAAUAUUGAUCGUUGUUUAUAUUUAACUGAAAAUUCAUUUAAAAAAAUUUUAUGUCAACAAUGUACAGCAAAAAUAAUUUGUUUUAUAUUAAUUUUAUUAUCAUUUUUAGCUAAUUGUCAUUUUUUUAUUUAUUUUAAUCAACCAAUUAUUAUUAAAAUUCCAUUAAAAAAUACAUGUUUCUUAGAUGGACUUCUUUGUCAUUGUAAAUCAAUAAAUCAAACAUAUAAAUUAUUUUGGAAAAAUAUUUGGCCAAUAUAUAAUCUUAUUAUAUUUGCUAUUAUUCCAUUAUCUAUUAUAAUUAUUUGUUUUAUAUUAAUUAUUCGAAAUAUAUAUUUAACAAGAAAAAAAGUUUAUGGAAAAAAAUGUGAUUCAUAUAUAUCUGUUAAAUCACAAAAUGAUCAUUUAUAUUCAAUAACAAAAACAUUAAUAUGUCUUGAUUUAUUAUUUCCUAUAACAAUAUUUCCAAUAUUAUUUUUACAAAUCUAUAUUAAUUAUAAAUCACCUAAAAAUUGUUUAAAUAUUGGAAUAAUGAAUUUAAUUUUUUCAAUUGGAUUUGCAAUGAUAUAUUUUAAAAAUACAUUUGCAUUCUUUAUAUUUUAUUUAACAGGUCAAAAAUUUCGUCGUACUUUUUCAGAAUUAAUUCAUUGUAGAAAAAUAUCUGGUUAUACGGAUGGUCAUUGA